AUGGCAGAGGGUAGUCCAGAACCAAAUUUAAAUAACGGAAAUAUAGAUUUGAAUCCUAAAGCUAGAUGGGUGAUACCUCAAAGAUUAGAUUCUGUAACCUUUAUUGGGCACGAUCUUUUUGCAGUAGCUUAUGACGUAUACAUUAUUUUGUUUAACAUGAAGACGGGUUCCGAGUCAGUUUACGUUGCUAACAGUCCUGAAAAAGGCGACGGCGUAGAUGUUGUAGCAGGUCACAGGUCGCUGGUUUUUGCAUUCGCUGAGAAAGUAAGGAAUCCACGAAUUUUCGUCGUUCAAUAUCCUUCGUUUCAUGUGCUUGCUGAAUUAAAAGAUUCUGACGUAAAUCGCUAUAAAGGUAUUUGCAUGAUGGAGUGUGACCUAGUCGCUGGGUUCAGCGGUUUUCCUAACUACAUCAUGUCUAUUUGGAGUUGGCGUACUCAUCAAAAACUUCUUACAGUGCCUACUGGUGUUGUUAGACGACAACAAAUAUAUGCUGCGAGUCGAACACACAUGCUCAUUUGUGAAUCCUGGGGCGAAGGUUUGCAUGUUUGGGAAGUAGCACAAUGCUAUAAAAGAUGUCUAAUCAUGAAGAGAACUAAACCAGAAUGUACUGGGUGGGAGGUGUCUGAUCCCAGUCUGGUAGCUGUUUGCUGGAGUAAUGAAGGACAACUGUACGCCAUUGAUGCUAGGGCAAAUCUCUACAGCUUACUUUCGGAUGGUAUUGGCAUGGUUACAAACCUAGACUGGGUGGAUGAAAUCAAAGGCUCCAGAAAGCCAUGCAUGUGUUCAUUUGGGCAUGGAAUACUUAUUUAUGGACCCGAUAAACAUCUGCGGAAGCCAGAUCACCAGUGGCAUGUAGUGUGGAAGCAAAAAAUAGAUGACGAGGUGUUACGCCUCGUGUCAAAUGCGGUUUCUGAUGUAGCUGUCAUAUGGACUGCAAAGGGUUUCGUUUAUAGAGUGAAGGAGGAAGGAGAAGACAAUAUCACUGUUAAACUUUUUACAUUCAAGCAAAGAAAUAUAACAAAAGCUCAGCUUAUAGCACCUGAUUUUUUGUACGUCGCUACAAUGAAUGAUAAAGGUGUACUCUGUAUUAAUGAUGUCUUCUCGGCAAAAUUGGUUCUUGUGAAAUAUGUAGAAGGCGGCGAUAUGUCGUUCGAAGCAAGUCCAACGGAUCCAAUUAUGAUUAUAUUCGGUGAAGUCGGCCAUAACUACGGACUGGCACUUUUUGAAUUCCGCUCCGACGAGCUCGUGAAAGUGGGCAACGUCUGUCUUACACAUCAGAUUGUAUCACGUAUCGUCUUUUCUCCAAGUGGACGAGAGUUUGUUGCGGCAGCCAUGUCAGCUGGACAUAUUUUCAUAUACAAAUUAUCAAAUGAUUACAAACUCACUCUUGUUCGAUAUACGGAGUUAGGACGAGGAUUAGCAGAUUGUUUUCUAAUGAAAGUCGGAGAUUCAAUGCGGGCGUUUAGCCUUGUAUUGUUCUCAGAUAAAUAUCCAAUUGGUGAACGUAUCAUCUGUAUAAAUGCGGAUUCGGGUAAGGACAAUAAAUUCGCGGGAAAAAUGGCGGGACCUUACGCGAAACUAUUGCCUCUUAGCGGACGAGACAUGGCUAUCGCUAUUCCCCAUCUCACUACAAAAGCGCAUGUCCUGAAAUUAGCUGGAGAUAAAGGAGUAACAGUGUCAGUAAAGAUGGGUCCAAAUGUAGAUACUGGCCACGAACUAAAGCACUAUGAUGCAUUUUACAGUCCCGGUGCGUUUCUCACAUUUGGGUAUGAUGGAACUGUGGUGAUGCGCCAACCACAUUGUCCUGAAGAAUAUGACCUCAGACUUGUAGUAACACACCGAUACGAAUAUGGUAUAAAGCAAGCGUUGAUAGACGACAAUGGAACAUUCAUAGCUCACUUAGCUGGAAACAAAACCUUUGUGGUGCACUAUCUGCACGGACAAAACGAAGAGUAUCAAAAUGAGGUACAUCAUGAGGCACCGCCCAUUGAGUUCUUUGAAGAGAGCCUCAACACCAUCACUAUCAUAAACGAAAGGGAUAAAAACUACCUCGAUUUACAAGAAGAUAAAAAAGUUAAAGAAGAGUCUAUGGAUUAUAAGAAACAACGAGAAGAAGUUGUAAGAUCGUUCGAGUCCGUCCAAUCGCGUGUAGUGGCUUUAUUGGAAGAGAAUAUAGCGGAGCGACCAUUACAUCAACUGUCACUGUCUGAGUUUAACUUGCAUCUUGAGUAUAAGAAGGAAAGGAACAAGCAGGCUGAAAAAGAAAGACACCAAAUAAAAUUAGAAACAGAAGCCCGAAUUGUAGCGCAAGACAAGGUGACCGCGUGGAUCAAAGCUACUUGUUGGGAUACUAUGCUCACUCCGCGAGUGAAAUUAUUCGCCAUAUUCAGCCACUAUCAGGUUGAAAACUAUGCAGUGUUGCCAACUCAACGAGAUAACUGGCCAGAAUUACAACAAAUAGAGGCGCUGCGUAGUGUGGAAAUGGAGAAUGACCAUGACCUAUUUAGACCCUGGGAAGAACCUGUUGAAAAAAUUAGUGUCGAGGAGUUAUCUAUACACCCCGGUCCAGAAUCCAUUUUAUCAAUGAAAUCAGCCCAUAAAAGCAUAGACAGUCAAAUGCUUCCUGAUCUUGUGGAGUCUGAGGAAUCUUUAGAAGGCCAACCAUAUGUGCUAUCUGGUUCUAACGCACAUCGCUUUGUCGAUAUUCCACCUUUUAUGAUACCUCAAACAGUAGCUUUCAGUUUCCUACAAAUGAAUUGGCUGCAACACAUUGUCAAGUUAAAUGUUCAAAAUAUGCGCUUGUGGUUCAACAAACAGUUUGACGAUAUGAUGAAUCAAAAACGACGAGAAGUAGGUCUUGUAGAAGAAAGAAAUGCGAGACUUCGUUUUAUAAUUGACGAGCUUAACAAAUUGUCAGACCUUAGGGGAAGCUUUCACCAUUUAAACAUGCAGAUAAUCGAUCCUGAGUGGAAACAAGAAGAACUACCCCAUAAAUUGAUUAAAGUUGACCCAGAAGAGUGUAGCAUUGAACCAUAUAUUAGCCCGAGUCAAAUUGUUAUCCCACCUCCGGACUCGGGCCCGAAAGACGACUUUCGCGAACGAGCUUUAAUUGAAAUGAUGGACGGUGUACUCGAAAAGCUCUGGCAUGAAGAAAUCAAAAAACCGAUACCGAUGCCACAAUGUAUGCUGGAUAAAGACCCAGAACACUUCAACGAAGACGAUUUGCGCCUCGUUUUCGACUACGAAGCAAAAGUGGCAUUUCGGAACGAGGAGCGUGACAAAUAUAGAAAGAUGUUACAUGCAGAGUAUGCAAAACUCUCCCAAGUGUUGAAUGAAGGAGUUGUUAAAUUUAAUCAAAAGGUUAAAGAUAUGUGGCUAACGAAACUAAAAGUCGAUUCUGUAAUUGGCCAGGAGAAUUUGAAUUUGAUGCGACUACGUCGAGUCAAUCUUGAUCGGGUUGAGAUGGCAGAAAAAUUGGAAGAUAUGAGGGCUAUUAUUAGUAAAACAGAGUCUGAGGCGGAACUACUCCAACAAGAGUUGCAUCAGAUUCAAGAGCAAAGUGAAGAAUGUCAGACAAUGUACGACAAUCUUGCCCAGAAGGAUAGGCACAUGGAUAAGACCUUUAAGAAUCAUUUCGCUGAUCUAUCACCGAUUAUUGUUGACCAGUGUUAUAAAUAUUUCAAAAAACGCCCAAAGUGGCAUCAGCGCGCUACAAUGAUUCCAGUAGUACUAUACGACCUCGCAAAUGCUGUAUUGACAGGAGUCAGACCGUUUCUUUUGCACGCUGACUGUGUAGAUUUUUUUAAGGGUAUUGAACAACUAGAUCAGAUUAGUAACAUGCCGCCAGUAAUGGACGAAGCUCUAUGGGCCACCACCUGUAAAUUGAGACGCGCCAAGGUUGAAAAUGAAAUAAGGAUGCGGGCUGUAGCCCAAGAAAUGGCGUAUGUUGAAAGUACAUCUAACGUGUGGCGUGCCGCGAUUCAGUCCCGCAGGCAACGUUUAGUAAAAACCUCUGAAAUGAUUCGGCAACACCGAGAGGAAGUGGAGUUUGCUGGUAGAAAUAAGUCGCUUCAGUUGGUGCUGCCCGCGGGUCAAGUGGAAAUUACAACGACUGGUCACAUGGAAGACUACGACGAUGCGACUCUUAUCCUUCGACAGGACAUAGAACAAAUAAAUAACCUUAUUCUAAAAGUAGGCGAUUGGAAGUUAAACAUGAUGCGGAAACAAAUGGAAUUUCGGAAGGGAAUUCUCGCAAAAGAGUGGGAACAUGCUCAAAUGAAAAUGAAACUGAGACACAUGGAACAAGAGCUCUACUCCUAUCAAAGACUGAAGGUUCCAAAAGAGCUACAACAAUAUUUGAAGAACAAGGAGCUAGGAUAUACUGAUGAACAGGAUUACGUACGAAUGGAGAAAGAAAUGGAAGCAUCUAAGAUGUCUGUUAAUAAAGUGCUUGCUGAACAGAUAAAGAGAGUUGAAGAAUUGGAGAUUAAAAUCAACACUCUAGAAGCGCAUUCAAAAGAUCUGGAAAAGCUGAUCGUAACGUUAAACGUAAAGGUGUCCGAAAAGAGGCUGCACGAGGAUCCUCUUGAACCUAUUCGAAUACGGCGGACCUUUAAAAAGCGCAUGGAAACCCUAGUAAUGCGCAGUAAGCUUAUACGCGAAGUGCAAGCGAAUCACACUUCAAUAGUCCUACUGCAAACGGAGCUGGAACUUCUGCGGUUACGAACAUAUCCAACACUAGCCAGUUUCCGAACAUUGGAAUAG
This is a messenger RNA of Leptosia nina, 4764 nucleotides long. NCBI's taxonomy places the organism in Eukaryota, Metazoa, Arthropoda, Insecta, Lepidoptera, Pieridae. The record is from the annotation of a GenBank genome assembly.